This is a messenger RNA of Poecilia latipinna (sailfin molly), 6537 nucleotides long. It is a transcript of the gene gpr101, whose product is annotated as G protein-coupled receptor 101. Gene Ontology annotation, molecular function: G protein-coupled receptor activity. Bases 969 to 2312 code for a protein of 447 amino acids. Gene Ontology annotation, biological process: G protein-coupled receptor signaling pathway. NCBI's taxonomy places the organism in Eukaryota, Metazoa, Chordata, Actinopteri, Cyprinodontiformes, Poeciliidae. Gene Ontology annotation, cellular component: membrane. The record is from RefSeq and is a predicted model, not a curated record. The transcript has a single exon.
UUUUGUUAACAGGUACUAUAUUUUAUUUCAUAAAAUGUUCCUUUUCAUUAUAAAAACGGACAUGAAUCCUUGAGGAUAACACAAUUAACUCUUGUGCUUCUAUGAUGUAUAAAAUACACCUUGCAGAUGCUGAAAUGUGCUCACAUUCAUGACAACAGUGGGGGGGGAGAAGAGGAGGAAGGCGGUUGGUGUCGAGCUCCAGCAGCGGCGGUGGGGGGGGGAGAUUUCUGUACAGGUGUCCUGUUUUUUUUUUUCUUCUUCUUCUUCUUCAUUCUGACACCUCGGAGACAAGAUCCGACUAUAAGCAGCCUAACACUGCUAAGGAGGAAUCGAAGCAGAUAAAAAUAAUAAACGAUCCGCCUUGAAAAGAGCCGCGGCGGAGAAGAUCUGCCCGUCUGGAUGAGAGACCCCCGCUGGGUGAAGACACGCCGCCGAUGACUGGAGCCGAGGCAGGGAUGGAAACCGAGCGCAGCGCAGAGGAGGCGGCAUCAUCAGGCAAAUUAUCGCCUCGCUGAUCAUCUCAACGCGUUUUAUGCAUCAGUAACAGAUUAGCGGCUGGUGAUAUUUUCUGUCCGCUGGAGGCUGGGACGGUGGCAUCUGCUGUCGCCAAAUUCCAUUUUUCAUUCUGCAGAUGUCGGCUGCGGGAAGGAGGAGAAGGAGAAGAAAAUGAAGAAGAAGCGGCCUGUUUUUGUCGGGUGAAGCCUUCGGGGAUUAAUCACUGAUCGCCAUGAACGGCGAAUCAGUGUGGGUUAUCUUCAUCUGCUCGUGGAUAACUCGCGUGGGCAGCUUUCACGCCUUGCGGGUGAUGUUGUCACUUUGGAUGAAAUACGUUUAAAAACAAUGUGAGAUGUGUAUUGAAACCCACUGAAGAAGGAAUACCACAGCAGCAGAUGGGCUGGUGUUAGGUGAUGAUCAGUAUGGGACUGACCUGACUUUGUGUCAACACUCUGCUGGGUGCCAGCUGGAAGAUGUCAUCCUCCCAGGCACCUGGUUUGGGCUCCAAUUUCACUGAUGAUCCCCUGGAGUAUGGCUUCACACUGUCCAGUCAGGACCCAGCCUGGUCCUCCUUGGCUGACAGUGUGGUGAGGGUGGUGCUCAUAUCUGUGAUUGUGUGCCUCUCUUUGUUUGGGAACGUGGUCGUUCUCCUGGUUUUCCAAAGGAAGCCUCAGCUCCUUCACGUCGCCAACCGCUUUGUCCUCAACCUGCUCCUGGCAGACCUCCUCCAGACUGUCUUAGUCAUGCCGUUUGCCAUUGCGGCCGCCUUGCCGGGUGUGUGGCCGCUGGAUGCUCGGCUGUGCCAGGCUCUGGUGGUGCUCAUGCACCUUUUUGCAUUCGCUGGAGUCAACACCAUCAUUGUUGUCUCAGUAGAUCGCUACCUGGCCAUUAUCCACCCUCUAUCUUAUCCGACCCGCAUGACCCCACACUUAGGCACCAACCUGAUCAUUGCCACCUGGGUGCUGAGCGUCUUGCAGAGCACACCCCCUCUCUACGGCUGGGGCUCCAUAGAUUUUGACCGUCGUUACAAGGUCUGCACAGUGGUGUGGUCCUCCAGCUUGUCCUACUCUGCUGUGGUGUUCACCUUUUCCUUUUGGCUUCCUGUGCUAAUCAUGCUUGGAUGCUACUGGAUGGUGUUUAGAGCUGCUAGGAGACAGAAUGCGUUAGUGCAUCCCAUUCAGACGCAAUCAUACUCCCAGCCGUGCCAGCAGGAAUUUCAGGGCCCCACCAGUCCGCAGCAGCUUUCUUUACCCCAGCAGGCAAGUUCACCUGAGGGCCCCUACACAGCCCGAAGACACCCUGUUCGAGUUAAACACAGACGGUUCCACUACCACUGCAAGGCAGCUCGUGUAGUGUUUGUCAUCAUGGCUUCAUAUAUCUUCAGCAUGGGUCCCUACAGCAUUCUCAAUACCAUUUCAGUGAACACCAGAGCCAAUGUGCCCCCGUGGUUGUCCUCCACUGCCCUUGUGCUCUUCUUCUUGCAGUGCUGCCUUCAUCCGUACAUUUAUGGCUACAUGCAUCGCAGCGUGAGAAAAGAGUUCCUGGCUUUGCUUUACGGGAUGCUCUGCAAGCAGGGUCGUCCACGUCACAGCUCCACGGUGGAGGGCUGCUUCACCUCGACGGAGGGACAGCCCAACGCUCACCCUCACCUCCCCAGUCUGGCUGCUCGAGUUUUCCCCAUGCAGACUUGGGAAGAGUGCACAACGUCCUCCUCUCCUACUUGUGAGAGGAAGUCAAGAGACAGCCGCAGAGAGACCACCUCUACCAGUUUCAGCUCAGAGAGAGAGCUUCCUGUUCACGGCCAGCAAAGCUCAUGAUCUGCACUGCAAUCAUCAACAAGGAAAUCUUUAUUCCUAUGUGAGGAGUUUCUGUGGAUGGGAGGCGAUAAAUGUGGAUCUAGCCUGCUGAGCUUGUAAGCGGUGGUACUGAAUACAUCGAUCGUUUGAUGGUUUGUCUUAAACGGAAAGUGCAGGAUUUUUGAAAUUAGGUUUCCUUAAAAUAAGAAGAUAAUAUUUUAAUAGCAGUAGGUAACUCUCUAAACUGCAGCAGACUCCUACCGUCUUUAAACAGCAAAAACAUUUAUGUAAACAGUUUUAUGAACCUUUAAAUUGCUCUAAUGUUGGUAUUGGGUGGUUACUUUCACAGAAACUGGUGCUUACAGUCUGUUUGAUUUGUAUAGGAAGUUGAAGCUCUGAUCUGGGUGAAGGCAUCACAUCCAAGUGUUUUCUUGUAAUUUGGAAAACUCAACUGGAUUAUUUAGAGUAUUUAGUUAAUGGUAACUAACUAAAAACUGUAUUUUCUUCUAUUUUAUGUGUACAAAUUCUAAAGAAACAUUGUCACCAUUAAAUAACGUGAAACAUAUAGGAGAUACUAUACAUUUUAUGUUACCAGUACAAGAAAAUAGCUGGUGGUGCACUGCCUCCUCCCUUCAUUUUCUCUGUUUCCUGUGUAACUAAUCAACAGCUCAUGUGUUAAUAGUGUAGAUGACAAUGGCUUAAAGAUUUAUAAAAUGGUGCUCCAAAAAACUGCUUUCAGAUUUUGAGCCUGGAGUUAUUUUAAGAUGGCAGAAGACCACUUUUGGCAGCCAUUAUCUUUAAGCCAACUAAUCUGGAUUUAAAUUAAAUAAAGUGAGUUAUCUACUGCAGUUAAGAUAUUAUCAGAACCUAACCUCAGAAAUCCCAAACUAUCCCUUUAAGCUUCUCCAAUGGGGGAAAAGUUUUAUCCAGUCAAGAGUAUCAAAACCGGCUGAGGGGUUUUUAAUAUGUAAAUGCAGUUAUAAAAGUUACAACAUAGAUUGUAUGUACAAGACUUGCUGUUGUCAUCAUGUUCUGUCUGUAAAACCAUUAUCACAAGUAUCCAAUAUUGUAAUUACUGAUGUUUGAAUUUCAAAAUGGACCUUUAAAACAUUUUUUAACUUUAACUAAUCAAUCCAGACCUUGCCCUAAAAUGAAAUAUCAUCUUUUUUCUGACACAAACCAAUGAUAGCUUGAAUUAAUUGUCAGCUUAGCAAGACCUCUCCUUUAGUGUGUUUUAUGUGAAGCACGCUGGAGGGCACAGCUUUAUUUACACCAUAUCAACUCAGGGUGCUACUCGCAGACUAAGAAAAAUGAUGUGCCCAUAUCAAUUCAAUUUUUAGCUUGUAAAUAUUUAUUUUCUGCAACUCCUCUUAGUCUUGAAGCGCCUUUUUGGAGAAUAGAAAGAAUGAUUCACUGUGCCUGUAAGCGAAAGAACACAGAAGGGUUAUAAUUCCCUUUAGUUAAUAAUAUGGACAAACAUACACACACAUCAGUUUUUAGUUUAUUCUGGCAAAACCUGAAGAUUUUACUUCUUCAGUUUGUCAAAUUUGGACUCAGUAUUUGCUGCCUUUUUAGCAUCAGCCUUUCUUUAGAGAGACAGAGUAUUUUUCUUUGACACCACACAACAGAGGGAGCAACGUGUGAUAAAAAUAUAACAAUGUACCAGUUGUUUUAAACAAGCAGCACGCCAGGAGAGCUUAUGUAACAGAUGUCUUACAUUCCAUUAAGCACAUGUAAAGGUGUAAGAUACCUCUUUAAGAAAAAUUAGAAAGAAUUUUUAAAGCCGCAAAUAGAAGUACCUCGGGUCAGAAAUUUACAUACACUCAUUUGGGGAUGAAUGCUAUGUUAAUUCGAGCUUUGCAGUGAUGCCUUUCAGCUUUUUUUUAGGAUGUCAUAAUCAUCACAUUAAAUAUUUUUAAAAAUCAGGUGCAUAUAUUGAAUUUAUUGUGGAUUUUCUCCAAUCUACACAGGAAUUUAAAUACAGGUUAAAAUAUCCACAUACAUCUCCCUGAAAUUAAGCUAAUUGCUCCUUUAGCGAGAUGUACACAUGUAUCCACCAAACACCUUUAGAAAUAAUGACAGUUGAAUGAUUGACUUCCCAGCAUAGUAGUUAAAUCUUAAGUAAACUUGAGGGCAAGGAUUUCAAAAAGCCAAAUUUAAGAUUAGCUUGCUUUAUGCAGUCUACAACUAGUUUUGAGGUGCACUUGGGAUUAUUUAACUGUUGGAUGUUAUUGUGUCCAGAUUUAAACUGCCUGGUUGUUCAUUUGGGAUGAAGUUGAAGAAUUCAGCAGUAAUCCUAAAAGGGGGUAUCAACAUCAUGCGUUAUACGUGGUGUAGUGUUUUGAAGGUUCGGACGCCUCAGCAUGACUCUUCAAAACAUCUUUGUUUCAUUUAAACAUAAAUUAAAUUCCAGAAGAAGGCGUCCAUUUUGGCGAACGUUCUUCUUUCUCCUCACAGUCUGUGGAAAUGUGAUCAGAGUUCCAGCAAUUUCCAUUUCAUGGCAGACCUUAGUAUUGGUGGUUCCUUAAAAUUUUAACCAAUUUCUUUUCACAUAAAAGUGAAUGUUUGGUUCCAGAAGAUGGCAUAUCUUAACAAAUUGCACUUAGGUACAGUUAUUUGAAUCGAUAAUCUUAAAAUCUUUGGUUGUUCAGAGGAUCUAGAAUCUUUCCUUUGGACUUUCCCGUUGAUCUGAGUGUUGAAGUUAUGUAAUUAUUCCAUUGUGGACAGACAGUAAAGCAUAUUAUUUUAAACCCCUGAAUGCGUUCAUGGUUAUGCUGAGUGUAUGUAAAUGUCUGACUGCAACCAACAGUUGCAUAUUUAGGAAGCCGCAAGCUUGACUAGGGCUCAUUUUAACAGCAGGUUUUGCCUUUGUUUUGUUAUUUCUAUAACUAUUUGUUAAAGGAAAAAUUGUUUUGCCCCUAGUGUGUUAUUUUUCAUACUAUAUUGUGAUAGAUUUGUAUGUUUUUUUUUUUCUUUCUGAGACCUGCCUUUGUAUUUAUCCAGCAGGUCAGUAGAGAAAACAUAUUUGACAAUCAAACUUGUCAGUCUUUCAAUAGAACAGUUUGCAUUGCAGCAAAUAAAGAGAAAAUGUUUAGACUUUAACAAAAAAAAAACUACAUAUUUUGUGCAUUUGUAUUAAUUUGGUUGGAAUAAUAAAUGCUGUUUGUUGUUUAAUAAUAAACUGUAUGUAAUGUAUAAGAAAAACAAUGUGUCAUUUUACAUUGAUGUUUGCCCAAGAAAUAUUUAAAAUCAGGCAUUUUUCUGUCUCCAGUUAAAGUCACACUUAGUUUUAAUUUGAUGGAUAAAUUAUGCCUAUUAAUUUAUCACCAGUAUAUUGCAAUAUACUUAUUCGAAUUACAGCAUCAACAGUUUGAAAUGCAUCUCAAUCUGCUUUCUGUGUAGUUUUUAAAUAGAAAAAGCUGCAUGAGAUCAUUACUGAAUGGGAGCUUGUAGUCUAAAGUCCAGAGAUAAGUAGAAAUAAGUGACAUUUUAUAGUAACUCAAACACAAUACCACCAUGUUCCCUUUAAAUUAAUUACAUUUAUUUGUAAAGUUUCCACCUCUGAUGAAGACUCUCCACUGCCAGAAGCACACAGCAGUGGUGCUUAUGCAAUUAACAGCUCAACAAACCACUUUAGAUCAUUAAGGGAUGCAUCUCAAUGGAGCACAUAGUAAGUAACUUCAUGGUCUGCAUUGCAAUUAAAGUUGGAUUUUUUUUUUUCUGUGAGCAAACACAUUGAAAUAUUCUUAAUAUGUAACACACUGGAGUCACUCUAACACAGGCGUGCCUUCAGUACCUGCAUCAUCCUUCUACUCUACAGACUCUUAAUUUGAAGAAAAUGGACAUCAUCAUACCAGUGUCAGUGUUUUAUAUGUUUAAACUACAUUACUGCCUGAUAUUUAAAGAAUUUAAGCCCAAUUCACACCUACAAAUCAAAAAUAUGCAGAAAAUGAAAAAGCCCCACAAGAGGCUCUCAUAAUGGUGACAGAAGCAUUCUCACUCUCCCUCUUUAUACAACGUAUGUACACAUUUUGUUUUCCAAAUCAUUACAGAACAGAAAAACGGAGCAUUUAGCUAUGAAAGAAUAGAAAAAGCAAAACACUAAAAUAUUUCACUUUCUUUAGAAAAUGAAAGUAAAACAAAUGGUUCAUGGUGCCAACUUAAUCACUGGAACCCUCACUGAUUUUCAAGGCGCCACUCAGAAGAUAAUGGAUCAACAGUGAAACAAUAUGAUAUACAUAUAUAU